This is a messenger RNA of Arachis ipaensis, 2665 nucleotides long. RefSeq lists its product as uncharacterized. NCBI's taxonomy places the organism in Eukaryota, Viridiplantae, Streptophyta, Magnoliopsida, Fabales, Fabaceae. The record is from RefSeq and is a predicted model, not a curated record.
UGAAUCUUUAGAGCAAUUUAAGAGGGCGGUGAGAAAGUUUAAUAUCAACUUAGGGAGGAGUAUUUUUUUUCCAAGAGUGAAGGUGUUGUGUUGGGAUGAGAACUGUCCUUGGCAGAUAUACUGUGCUAAGAGGAAUUAUCCCCUGAGAUAUCAAGUGAAAACAUUUGUGAACGAGCAUACUUGUUGCGUGCAUAAUCGGUCUGCUAAUGGAAAGUGGGUUGUAGAUGAGUUGGAGCAGCAAAUUAGGGUGCAGCCAAUGAUGACUGUUCGAGAGGCUAAGGAUUACUUUAAGAAAGAGUAUGAUAUUUUCUUGAGUGAAAGAAAAAUUUAUAGAUUGAUGGCAAAGGCAAAAUAAAGAAUUGAAGAUAGUGAGAUAGCACAAUAUGCAAGACUCCGAGAUUAUGCCAUAAAAAUUUUAACUACCAACCCAGAAUCCACUGUCAAUAUAUGCACCACACCAAUACCAGAUUCAACUGUGUUGUUCAGAAGAAUAUAUAUUUGCCUAGAUGCGUGUAAAAAGGGCUUCCUUGCUGGAUGCAGACCAUUUAUUAACUUGGAUGGGACCUUCUUGAGAGGAUACUAUGGUGGACAACUGUUGACGACUGUUAGUCAAGAUGCGAAUAAUCACAUUUACCCCAUCGCAUAUGCUAUUGUGGAUUCGGAAAUCAAAGACAACUGGAAAUGGUUUCUUCAACUUUUGCAAGAAGAUUUGGGUGAUCAGAGGAAUAACUAUUGGACAUUUAUGUCAGAUCAACAAAAGGUACAACAUUUAAAGUGUUUAUACAUUUUCUUGCAUAUAAACAUGUCACCUGAAAUCACAAAGUGUUUAUACAUUUUUUCAGGGUCUUAUUCCAACUCUAGAAGUUAUGCCGGGGGCACAUCACAGGUAUUGUGCCAUGCAUAUAUGGCACAAUUUCACCAAAGCACAGACCUCAAGGUUACAGUUUGGGUGUGUGCAAGGAGCACCACCCCCAAGACUUUGCAGCAGCCAUGACAACAAUCAGAAAACUAAACGCACAUGCUUGGGAGUAUUUGAGCCGCAUUCCACCAAAACAAUGGUCAAGAUCCCACUUUAGUGAAUAGCCAAAGGUGGAUAAUAUUACCAACAACAAUAGUGAAAUUUUUAACUCUAAGUGUAAGAAUUUUAGGGGAAAGCCAAUCAUUACCCUCCUGAAAGAGAUAAGGUGUUAUGUUAUGAGAAUCUUGGCUAGAAAUAAGAAGGAGUUGAGGGGAUACAAUGGAUGGCUUUGUCCAGUACAACAGAGUAGAUUGGAAAAAAAUAAGAAAGAUAGCAGUAGUUAGAGGCCAUUCUGGACAGGGGAUGAUGCUGGAAAUAUCUUUGAGAUUCAAUGCUUACCUAUGAAAGUAAGUGUUGAUCUCAGAAAGCAUACUUGUACUUGUAGAUUAUGGCAGCUCACUGGCAUACCCUGUAAGCAUGCAUGUGCAGUAUUGGCACAUCAAAAUAGAAGGGCUGAAGAUGUUGCACACACGGCUAACAAUUGGUGCUUACAAUGCAACAUACCAAUUUUUGGUUCAGCCGGUGCCUAAUUAAGAAUAUUGGCAACAGCUAGACACUAUACUAAUUUUGCCUUUACAUUACAAACGGCCUAUCGAGGGGCCCACUAAGAAGAGAGACACCACUAGGGAUGCUCCCAAAGUUAACCCAGACCCUUACAGGACAAAGAGAAAAUAUGGUCAAAUAAAAUGCAAAUAUUGUUUGAAGGUUUGUGAAAUAUUGUUCACCAUAACAAUUGUUAGGGAUAUUUGUCUGUGAAUAUUUGUGUUGUAAACUAUUAUAAAAUCUCAAUUAUUAUACAGGAAGGGAACAAUUUUAGAAGUUGCAAGGCUAAAAAGGAAGCCAUGGCAGCAGCUGCUACUGUUGCAGAUGCUACAGCACAUGGUCAAAACUUUUCUGCAGCAACAAUUGCACAUGUACCAGUACCACCUGCUUAUGUAGCACAGGAUGAGGAUGAUGAAAGACUGGCUGAGAUGUAUUGGGAGGAAACCUUAGAGGAUGCAGAGACAGAGGCAGCCUUGGAUGCUGCAGCAGCUGAAUUUGAGGCAUCUUUGGGUGCUGGAACCCAACCACAGGCCACUACCACAUUGAAUCCAUCUCCUAAUAUACCACAUAUACCGCAAGUACCACCACCAAUUAGGCCACCAACCACAAAAAUAAAGAGAACAAAGAGAUCCACCAAGAGGCCUCCUCCAUCACAAGUUCAGACCCCUGUGACUCAGGCUCCAACUUUGAACACUCUUCAGCAGCCAUCCAAUGCAUCUGUUAGGCCACCUACUGUGUCCCCACAUACAAUGCAAUGAGCCAGUGCAGGCACAACUUCCAGGUUUGUACAGUUUAUGCCAACACCAAAAUCACACCUUACACCAACAUGGCCAGUUCCUAGAUUCAAACCACCCAGACCAUUUACUACUAUGCCAGGCACAGUCUAUGGAUUAUCCAGUGGGAGCAGCAACUCAACACCAAAUAAAAAUAAAUUGAAAAUUUUUAUCUUUUUUGAAAUCUAUAUUUAUGUAAUUUACCUCAAUACUUUACUGAUAAGGAUCAGUUAUGUUUACUAUUUUUAUUUUGGAUUAUCAUGUCAUGUUCGUAUGCUACAUACAAUACUUAAACAGUUAUUGAUGUACCUUUUUAGAACCUUAUGAAUGC